ACAAGUAGUUUCCGUAGUUACAAACAUCGCCAUGCUUUCGUGUAAUUGAGGUUUUGUUAUGAUGGGAAUUUUUUGGGGAGUUAUCGCUGGGAUUUUUUUUGUAGUGUUCAUUUUUGCUAUUCGGUUAUUGAGUGUUGUGAGGAAUGGAUCUGAAUGCAAACCAGGAAAGAAUGGCUCUAUCAGUUUGCUCGUCGUCGCAGGAUCGGGAGGUCACACGACAGAAGUCCUGCGCUUGGUGGAGAGUCUCUCUCUUGCAUAUAGCCCCCGGCAUUACGUCAUCGCUGACACAGAUAAAAUGAGUGAAGACAAGAUCCGAACGCUGGAAACUUCGAAAAAUGGGAUGGAUGUACAACCAAAGUUCACCAUUCAUCACAUCCCUCGCAGUCGUGAAGUGCGUCAGUCCUGGAGCUCUUCUAUUCUCACCACACUGAAUGCUCUCCUGUACUCAGUUCCACUGGUCUUCAAGCUCAGGCCCGAUAUGGUGCUGUGCAACGGUCCAGGGACAUGUGUCCCCCUCUGUGUGGCGGGACUGCUCCUGGGGGCUCUGGGAGUGAAGAAGGUGCUCAUCGUCUACGUGGAGAGCAUUUGCCGAGUGGAGACCCUCUCCCUCUCUGGAAAGAUCCUCUACCAUCUCUCAGAUUACUUCUUUGUGCAGUGGUCAACCCUAAAAGACAAAUAUCCCAGAUCAGUUUACAUUGGAAGAAUAGUCUGAACUACCAGGGGGAAAAAAACCACAGUGGCUUUUACCGAUUCACUGCUGAAGCCCUAUAUAUCUGCUUCCUGGGGGUUGCCUGCUUAGCUGUGUAAUGAUGAUGUUAUUACAGCACACAGUACUCCUGUGUAAGGAGGCAUUUUAACCUUGGUUAAAUCUUCAGUUGAAUACUGUACAGUCUGUUACAUGUGUCACUAAUGUUACAUAUUCCAGACAUUAUUGUACACAGAAGGAAGAAAAUGGAUUAAAAAGUAAGUCAUGCUAA
Messenger RNA from Anguilla rostrata (American eel), 977 nucleotides. It is a transcript of the gene alg14, whose product is annotated as ALG14 UDP-N-acetylglucosaminyltransferase subunit. Bases 59 to 712 code for a protein of 217 amino acids. Gene Ontology annotation, molecular function: N-acetylglucosaminyldiphosphodolichol N-acetylglucosaminyltransferase activity. The transcript is spliced from 4 exons. Gene Ontology annotation, cellular component: UDP-N-acetylglucosamine transferase complex. The record is from RefSeq and is a predicted model, not a curated record. Gene Ontology annotation, biological process: dolichol-linked oligosaccharide biosynthetic process. NCBI's taxonomy places the organism in Eukaryota, Metazoa, Chordata, Actinopteri, Anguilliformes, Anguillidae.